AUGGAUAUAUACUCAUUACUAAUAUUCGGUGCUAUAGGUUCGGAAGUCCUCUUGUCAGAACUUAAUCCUAUAUAUGAUCUCGCCUUUACUUUUAAAGAAAAGAAUACUUUACGUAUUUACUAUUAUGAAAAUUCUAAUGAAGCAGAAAAAGCUUUAAGUGUACUUGAAACUUGCCAAACGAUUGAAGAAAAAUAUGACUUUUUAAAAUAUAUUUCUUUAAAGAUUGAUGAACCUCAAGCCAAAUGUAUUAUAACUGUUGAGAACAUCGAAAAAGCUAUUAAACCAUAUAUUCGUGAUCUACCUCGUAAAUUAUCAGACAAUAUCUUAAAUGAUGUUUAUGACAUUUCAACUUAUUUAAA
Messenger RNA from Funneliformis caledonium, 359 nucleotides. Lineage: Eukaryota; Fungi; Glomeromycota; Glomeromycetes; Glomerales; Glomeraceae. The record is from the annotation of a GenBank genome assembly.